GGGGAGCGGCCCGAGAGCGAGUGGCCGGCGGGCGCCCCGCCCCCCGCGGGUAGUGACCAGGCGCCGCGGCCGCGCCGCUCUCGGGGCUCCCUUGGCCGCUGCUCGCUCACCUGCGCGCCGGGGCCGCUCUCUGCCCAGUGCCCCAGUGCUCUCCAGCCCCCCAAUCCGUAGUCGCGAACCCGCCGAGCACCCCAGCGCCACGAUGAACUCGCUCUUCAGGAAGAAAAACAAAGGCAAAUACAGCCCCAAGGUGCAGACCAAGAGCAUCUCCAGCAAGGAGCUGUCAGGGCUCAUCGAGCAGCUGCAGAAGAAUGCCGACCAGGUGGAGAAGAACAUCGUGGACCUGGAGGCCAAGCUGCAGAGCGACCUGGCCCGGCUCCAGGAGGGCCGGCAGCUGGAGCACUGCGACGUGGCUCUGCAGAAGGUGUCGGAGUCAGAGAAGCUGCUGUACGUGCUGGAGGCCGACGCGGCCAUCGCCAAGCACAUGAAGCACCCCCAGGGGGACAUGAUUGCCGAGGACAUCCGGCAGCUGAAGGAGCGUGUAACCAACCUGCGUGGGAAACACAAGCAGAUCUACAGCCUGGCGGGGAAGGAGGUGGACCCACAGGUCAACUGGGCCGCACUGGUGGAGGAGAAGCUGGACCAGCUGAGCACCCAGGGCUUCGGGACCGACCUGCCACUGGUGGACCAGCAGGUGGAGAAGCACAACAUCUUCCACAAUGAGGUCAAGGCCAUCGGGCCCCACCUGGCCAAGGAGGGGGACAAGGAGCAGAACAGCGAGCUCCAGGCCAAGUACCAGAAACUGCUGGCAGCCUCGCAGGCGCGGCAGCAGCACCUGAGCUCGCUGCAGGACUACAUGCAGCGCUGCACAAAUGAGCUCUACUGGCUGGACCAGCAGGCCAAGGGCCGCAUGCAGUACGACUGGAGCGACCGCAACCUCGACUACCCCAGCCGCCGGCGCCAGUACGAGAAUUUCAUCAACCGGAACCUGGAGGCCAAGGAGGAGAGGAUCAACAAGCUGCACAGCGAGGGGGACCAGCUGCUUGUGGCUGAGCACCCCGGGAGGAACUCCAUCGAGGCCCACAUGGAGGCCGUGCAUGCCGAUUGGAAGGAGUACCUGAACCUGCUCAUCUGCGAGGAGAGCCACCUGAAGUUCAUGGAAGACUUCCACCAGUUCCGCAAAGAUGUGCAGGACGCCCAGGAGCUGCUGCAGAAGGUGGACUUGGACCUGAACCAGAAGUACAGCCCCGACUUCAAGGACCGAUACCAGCUUGAGCUGCUGCUGCGGGAGCUGGACGACCAGGAGAAGGCUCUGGACAAGUAUGAGGAUGUGGUGCGGGGUCUGCAGAAGCGGGGGCAGCAGGUGGUACCCCUUAAGUUCCGGCGGGAGACGCCUCUCAAGCCCAUCCCUGUGGAGGCCCUCUGUGAUUUUGAGGGUGACCAGGGCCUGAUCUCACGGGGCUACAGCUACACCCUACAGAAGAACAACGGGGAGAGCUGGGACCUUACGGACAGUGCCGGCAACAAGCUGAGCGCCCCGGCCGUCUGCUUCAUGAUCCCCCCCACCGACCCCGAGGCCCUGGCUCUGGCUGACAGCUUGGGCAGCCAGUACCAGAGCGUGCGGCAGAAGGCAGCCGGGAGCAAGGGCGCGCUCCAGCAGCGGCUCGAGGUGCUGAAGACAGAGUACCCUGGAGAUGCCUCUGACCUGCAGGGGCGGCAGCUGCUGGCCGACCUGGACAAGGUGGCCAGCGACCUGGACCGGCAGGAGAAGGCCAUCACGGGGCUCCUGCGGCCACCGCUGGAGCAGGGCCGGGCCGUGCAGGACAGCGCUGAGCGGGCCAAGGGCCUCAAGGACAUCAGCAGCGAGCUGCUGCGCAUGGAGCCCGACACUGCGCGGAGCACGGCAGCCUGUGAGGCCUUCGUCGGGGUGCUCCCGGGCAGCGGCUGUGUGCCCCUGCUGAGGACCCGCGUGGAGGACACCCGUGGCAAAUACGCUCGUCUGCUGCAGCUGCUGGACUCGGCCCAGGAGAAGCUCGACGUGGCCCACUGCCUGGAGAAGAGUCUGCAGCAGGGCCGCGAACUGCUGGCCGAGUACGAGAACCAGCUGGCUCGGGAUGACGUGGUGCCUGAGGGUGGCCGUGCCCUGGAUGACAAGAGGCAGGAGCUGGCCGCCAUGGCCUCCCAGCUGCAGGCCAGGAAGCCCCUCCUCAGCAAGGCCGAGCAGCACCUGCAGGUGGCCAAGCGGUGCGCGAGCACGUUGGCCAGCGGCUUCCAGGAGCACUGCCCGGAUCUCGAGCGCCAGGAGGCCGAGGUGCACAAGCUGGGCCAACGCUUCGACCACCUCUGCCAGCAGAUCGACCACAGGUCCCAGAGCCUCCGGGACGCCCAGGCGGCCUACGAGGAGUACCACAGCGGCCACGAGCACGUGUCUCGGUUCCUGUCCAGUGUCCCCAGUUACGAGCCCCAAGAAACAGACAGCCUCAGCCAGGUGGAGACCAAGCUGAAGAACCAGAAGAACCUGCUGGAUGAAAUAGCAAGCAGGGAACAGGAAGCAGAGAAAGUCUAUGCCAGUUCUCAGCAGUACCAGCAAGCGGUCAAGGACUAUGAGUUGGAAACAGAGAAACUGAAGUCCCUUCUUGACUUGGAGAACGGCAGCCAUGUGAGCAAGAGAGCCAGGCUCCAGUCUCCCGCGGCCAAAGUGAAGGAAGAAGAAGCUGCUCUUGCUGCCAAGUUCACUGAAGUUAAUGCUAUCAACAGACAGAGGCUGCAGAACCUGGAGUUUGCUCUGAAUCUGCUGAGCCAGCAGUCAGAAGGAGAAGUGACCCGUGAAACGCUGCAGGGGAGCAAGCCGGGCCCCGAAGGGGAGGAGACGUGGAGGAUGAAGAAGGAGCUGGACGAGGAGACCCACCGGAGGCAGCAACUGGAGAAGGAGGUCGCAAGCGCCCAGGAGGAAAUCCUGGUCCUGCAGAAUCAGAAGCCCCAGGAAUCGGUGGUGAGGAAGGAGGUGCUGAAGAAGGUGCCAGACCCCGCGCUGCAAGAGAGCCUCCAGCAGAUGCAGCGUACCCUGGCUGAGGAGCAGCACAAGAACCAGCUGCUGCAGGAGGAGCUGGAGGCGCUACGGCUGCGCACGCUGGAGCACGCGAGCAGGCCGGGCGGGCAGGAGUACAUGGUGAAGGAGGUCCUGCGCAUCGAGCCAGACCGUGUCCAGGCAGAGGAGGUCCUGCAGCUCAGGGAGGAGCUGGAGGAGCUGAGGCGGCAGAAGGGCACCCGGGAAGCCGAGGUGGCCCUGCUGCAGCAGCGCAUUGCUGCCCUGGCUGAGGAAAGGAGCAGGGCACAGGAGGUGGUCACGGAGAAAGAGGUGGUGAAGCUGCAGAACGAUCCCCAGCUGGAGGCAGAGUACCGGCAGCUGCAGGAGGACCAACAGCAGGAGGGCACACUGAGGGAGAAGCAAGAGGAGGAGCUGAGCUUCCUGCAGGACAAGCUUAAAAGGCUGGAGAAAGAGCGAGCCAUGGCCGAGGGGAAGAUCACCGUCAAGGAGGUGCUCAAGGUGGAGAAGGACCAGGCUGCGGAAAGGGAGGUCAGUGACCUCAAACGCCAGUAUGAGGAUGAGGCUGCCAAGGCUCGUGCCAACCAGAAAGAGAAAAAUGAGCUCCUCCGAAAGAUUCGAGCCUUGGAAGAGGAGAAUGCCAAGGUGGUGGUGCAAGAGAAAGUACGGGAGAUCAUCCGGCCGGACCCCAAGGCAGAGAGUGAGGGGGCCAACCUGCGCCUGGAGCUUGUAGAGCAGGAGAGGAAGUUCAGGGCUGCUGAAGAGCAGCUGAGGAGCUACCAGAGUGAGCUGGAGGCACUCAGGAAGCGAGGCCCCCAGGUAGAAGUCAAGGAAGUGACUAAAGAGGUGAUCAAGUAUAAGACUGACCCUGAGGUGGAGAAAGAGCUUCAGCGGCUCAGGGAAGAGAUCGUCGAAAAAACCAGGCUGAUUGAAAGAUGUGACUUGGAGAUUUACCAGCUAAAACAAGAGAUCCAGGCCUUGAGGGACACUAAGCCCCAGGUACAGACCAAGGAGGUGGUCCAGGAGAUCCUCCAAUUCCAGGAAGAUCCCCAAACGAAAGAGGAAGUGGAGUCUCUGAGGGCAAAGCUAUCGGAAGAACAGAAGAAACAAGUGGAUCUCGAGAGGGAGCGGGCUUCCCAGGAAGAGAAAAUCAAACAGAAAGAAGAGGAGCUUUCCCAGGUGAGGGAAAAGGUAGUCCAGCAGGAGGUGGUCAGGUAUGAGGAGGAGCCCGGGCUGCGGGCUGAGGUGGACUCCUUCACUGAGAGCAUUGACAUCGAGCUCAGGCAGAUUGACCACCUCCGCGGGGAGCUGCGCAGGCUGCAGCGGCGGCGAGGGGAGCUGGAGCGCCAGCUGGAGGAGCUGGAGCGCGAACGGCAGGCACGGCGGGAGGCCGAGCUGGAGGUGCAGCGCCUGAAGCACCGGCUGGCUGAGCUGGAGGAAGAGGAGGGGGAGGCCCGGGAGAAGGUGACCCUCAAGCAGAAGGUGGUGCUCCAGCAGGACCCCCAGCAGGCCAGGGAGCACUCCCUGCUCAAGCUCCAGUUGGAGGAAGAAAAGCACUGGCGACAGGUCCUGGAGAGCGAGCUUGAGACCCUGAGAAAGAAGCUCCACCACCUGGAGAAGAUGGAGGUCAAGGAGAAAGUGGUCUUCUCCGAAAGUGUCCAGGUAGAAAAGGGCGACACUGAGCAGGAGAUUCAGAAACUCAAGGGCAGCCUGGAGGAGGAGAGCCAGAGCAAGAGGGAGCUGGACGCAGAGGUGAGCCGGCUGGAAGCCAAAUUAUCGGAGCUGGAAUUCCACAACUCCAAGUCGUCCAAAGAACUGGACUUCCUAAGGGAAGAAAACCACAAGCUGCAGCUGGAGCGGCAGCACCUGCAGCUGGAGACCAGAAGGCUCCAGUCAGAAAUUGAAAUGGCAGCAAUGGCCGCACGAGACCUGAGCAGCACAGCCGCCGCUGGCUCAGGGAACAGCCUGGACUCCAGGCUGUGGUCCCUGGAAAGAGAACUGGAUGACCUCAAGAGGCUCUCCAAGGACAAAGACCUCGAGAUCGACGAGCUGCAGAGGCGCCUGGGCUCCGUGGCCGUCAAGAGAGAGCAGCGCGAGAACCACCUGCGGCGCUCCAUCGUGGUCAUCGACCCCGACACGGGCCGGGAGCUGUCCCCAGAGGAGGCCCACCGAGCUGGGCUCAUCGACUGGAGCAUGUUUGUGAAACUCAGAAACCAGGAAUGCGACUGGGAGGAAAUAUCAGUGAAGGGUCCGAAUGGGGAAUCCUCAGUGAUACAUGACAGGAAGUCAGGCAGAAAGUUCUCCAUUGAAGAGGCCUUAAAGAAGGGGCGGCUGACCCCUGCCCAGUACGAGUGCUACGUCAACAAGGACAUGUCCAUCCAGGAGCUGGCGGUCUUGGUUUCUGGGCAGAAAUAGGCUCAGCCCUUCUACAGGCUCCUCUUGGAAGCAGAUGCUGGCGCUCUCUUACGCAAUGUCCUCCUGGGUGUCUUCUGUUCCCUGGCCCUUGUGCAGUCUCCUCAUCUGGGCAGAGCUGAGCAUUUUAUCCGUGUCCUCCCUGCCAGGCUGCUCAGAGUCCACCUCACACACAAGCGGAGCGGGCACUGGCUCAAGGGCGAUUCUACAACCUGCAACACCUUCUUCUCUUCUUUCCUUGCACGCUGCUGUCAGCAGACUCCUUGUGACGCCUGGGACCAACCCCAAACCACUAAAAGCCUAAGAUGACCAAGACAGGCCCACCCAAUGCAGCACGGGCCUUCGUGUGCCAGACAGUGAAACUAGGGCAAAAGGGCCUUCUUUCCACGUACCUUUCUGUUCAUCAGGACUGAGCCGUGGGGACCACCAACCUGCAUUCCCACUCCCCCCGGUUUCCAUCAGAGGCUGCCUCCUAGGUGCCCAGCUUGGGGGACAGGUCUGGGCUGCGUGCCAGGGAAGGCUCAACAAAACCAGCCCAGGAUCUGGCCCUUGGUGAAGAAUGAAAGCCGUCACUAGACAUCCCAGGAAAAUGCACCAUCCGAGUGUUUCACGGUUCUGAAACUAAAGUUUGUUAAUAGUGGAUUGUAUUGUUGUUAACUUGGUUUCAUUCAGUGCCUUACGAAAGUCUUGCUUAUCUCCUUGCUGUUUAGGUAUACAAAACAGUUGAUUUUCACCAAAUGAACUUCUGGCUCUAGCUCUUAUUAUAUGCAGGAGAAUGGGAAGUAAUGGAGAACUUUAUUUAUAGCAUGACAAUAAAAACCUGGUGGCUUCACUCUAA
Molecule: messenger RNA, 6296 nt
Organism: Choloepus didactylus (southern two-toed sloth)
Lineage: Eukaryota; Metazoa; Chordata; Mammalia; Pilosa; Megalonychidae
Gene: PPL
Product: periplakin
Exons: 22
Coding region: 203-5461 (1752 amino acids)
Biological process (GO): wound healing; intermediate filament cytoskeleton organization
Cellular component (GO): membrane; cytoplasm; intermediate filament
Molecular function (GO): structural molecule activity; cadherin binding
Source: RefSeq, a predicted model, not a curated record